GCUCAUGGGACCAUUGUAGGAAUCAAAGGAAAGAAGAUGGAAGACCUGACACCUUCUCUCCAAAUCCUUCUCCCUCUCAUUCCUUAGUUUCAAGUGAUGGCAACAUCUAUAUCCACUGAGACAUAUACUACUUGUCUUGUAAGCAAAAACUCACAUCUAAACUUAGCCCCACCACCCCCACCAUCCCCACCCUUUCCAUCAAUUUCUCUUUAUCUACUUUCAUUUCUUCUCCACAUCCCCCAUUGUUUUGCAAGAAUCUCUGCAAAAUGGGAUCACUCCACAUUCCAGAAUCCUCAUGCAGUUAUCUACUCCAAGAACUCAAGUUAAUUUGGGAUGAAGUCGGGAGUGAUCAGUUGGAGAGGGAAAGAAUACUGCUUGAACUGGAGCAAGAAUGCCUGGAAGUGUAUAAAAGAAAGGUCGACAGUGCUAAUAUUCGAAGAUCAAGGUUGCACCAAGCAUUGGCUGACUCAGAAGCCGAGUUUACUAAUCUACUUAUUUCUCUUGGUGAACGAUCAUUUGCAGGACGGCCAGAGAAGUUGACAGGGACUCUGAAAGAGCAGCUUGACACAAUCACUCCUGCACUGCAAGAGAUGCAAUUGAGGAAAGAUGUGAGGGUGAACCAAUUCAAGGAGGUUCAGGAUCAAAUUCAAAAGAUAUCUUCAGAAAUAGAAGGCCACUCAGACCAUGACAUUGUGAUUGUCAAUGAAGCUGAUCUAUCAUUAAAAAAACUUGAAGAGUAUCAGAAUGAACUCCAAAGACUCCAUAGAGAGAAGAAUGACAGGCUAAAGAAGGUCGAAGAGUACACAAGAACCGUGCAUGAUUUAGCUGCAACAAUGGGAAUGGAUUCUGCAAAGAUCAUAACAGAGGUUCAUCCAAGCUUGGAAAGUUCUAACAGUCAGCAUUCAAAGAAUAUCAGUGAUUCGAUUCUGGAUAGCCUUAACCAUACAGUAGCAUUACUGAAAGAUGAGAAGAUGAGGCGGCUUGAAAAGCUGCACAGGCUUGGUAAAGCAUUGUCAAACUUGUGGAAUCUCAUGGACACACCAAUAGAAGAGCAGCAAAUGUUCACUCACAUCACAAAGUUCUCAUCAUCAGAAGCAGCAGGUGAAAUACCAGGCCUUGGAAGUCUAACUCUUGAUACAAUUCAUGAGGUGGAGGCUGAGGUAGAGAGGUUAGACCAGCUCAAAGCUAGCAAAAUGAAGGAGCUAUUUCUGAAGAAGAAGGUAGAACUUGAAGAGAUAUGCAAGAAAAGCCACAUGGAAAUGCCUUCAUCUGCAGAGAUGGAUCACAUCAUGAAACUUAUCAUUUCAGGGGAGAUGGAUCAUGCUGACCUUCUAACAAGCAUGGAUGAAAGGAUAUAUAGAGCAAGAGAAGAAGCUUGCAGCCGGAAGGACAUAAUGGAGAAGGUUGAGAGAUGGCUAGGAGCAUGCAAUGAAGAAAGAUGGUUGGAAGAAUAUAACAUGGAUGAAAACCGAUAUUCAGUAAGACGAGGUGGUCAUAGAGAUUUGAAACGUGCUGAAAGAGCUAGAAUUAUUGUCAACAAAAUUCCUGCUUUGGUUGAGUUACUGAUAGCAAAGGCCAGGAGUUGGGAGGAGGAGAGGAAGAAAACUUUCUUGUAUGAUGAGGUACCUCUUUUGGCAAUGCUGAAAGAAUACAAUUUAUCGAGGCAGGAAAAGGAAGAAGAGAAGCAGAGGCAAAGGGAAAAGAAAAGAGUGCAAAGCCAAAUACCAGCUGAAGCAGACAUGGAUAUGAUGGUAAUGGGCUCAAGGCCAAGCACAAGCAGCAAGCGCAUCCCGAAUAGAAGCUUGAACAGCACCUUCAUCACAGCCGUUGUUGCCUCCACUCCAAACACCAGACCCUGUAGUGGGUAUGGAGGGAUUAAAAAGAUUGGUAGUUCAAACAAUCCCUCGACUCACGGAACAAGCCCCAACACUAUUUUCAGAGAAAGCAAGAAGAUGCAAAUCCGCAGAAUGUUAGCACACUACAAUCAUGGCUGCUCCCCCAUCACAGCUGAUGUUGUAUCAGAGAUCUCCGCAACUUUCUCAGGUCCAACAUCUCCUUAAAGUUUCAUACUCACGGAAAAAUGGGCACUGAUUGUUUAUAUAUUCAUGCUAUCUGUUACCUUUGCCUAUUAUCCAGUUUCACUUAUAGUUCUUUUUUGACAAGCUUUACUGAGGGUGUUUUAUGAUUAAGGAUUGGGUAUUUGGUAAAUUACACUGAUGAGUGACAGGUAAAGGUAACAGAUAACAGCCUAGAAUAGUGAUGCUUUCUGAUUUUGCAGUUGUAUGACAAGAACAAAUUAUGGUUCAGUGCUUUAUACCCUUGUCAAUACAGUAUUUGUAUAUUUGUUUGUUUUGCACUUGUGGUAUCCUAGUGAAUAUUGUAGAAAGAGGAACUUUGUGAUUUUAAAGAUGUAUCGUGAUUGAAAGAAGCAUAUAGCUUGAAA
Messenger RNA from Dioscorea cayenensis subsp. rotundata (Guinea yam), 2443 nucleotides. RefSeq names its product 65-kDa microtubule-associated protein 8. The record is from RefSeq and is a predicted model, not a curated record. The transcript has 11 exons. Lineage: Eukaryota; Viridiplantae; Streptophyta; Magnoliopsida; Dioscoreales; Dioscoreaceae. Gene Ontology annotation, biological process: microtubule cytoskeleton organization. Gene Ontology annotation, cellular component: spindle; cytoplasm. Gene Ontology annotation, molecular function: microtubule binding. The coding region runs from base 267 to 2060 and encodes 597 amino acids.